Leptopilina heterotoma is the source of this 1092-nucleotide messenger RNA. RefSeq names its product exosome complex component RRP46 (gene Rrp46). The transcript has 5 exons. NCBI's taxonomy places the organism in Eukaryota, Metazoa, Arthropoda, Insecta, Hymenoptera, Figitidae. Gene Ontology annotation, biological process: rRNA catabolic process; U4 snRNA 3'-end processing; nuclear mRNA surveillance. Bases 198 to 848 code for a protein of 216 amino acids. Gene Ontology annotation, cellular component: nucleolus; cytoplasmic exosome (RNase complex); nuclear exosome (RNase complex). The record is from RefSeq and is a predicted model, not a curated record.
UACAGUUUUCUGCCCUUGUCUGACACACGUAAAAACAUGGACGGACGUGCAUAAGACAAGGGCAGUGAAGUAUAGGCACAUACACAAACUAUACAUUUAAUUACAUUUCCACACGUGGUAGAGAGAACACAGUAGUACCCAGCAGUACCCAAGCUAACCUGAACUUUGAAACCAUUUUGAAUAUUGUUAUUGAGAAAAUGACAGAAACGGAGUUUUGUUUGCGUCCCAUGAAGUGCGAAUUGAAUGUUCUAUCAGUUCCGGAUGGAUCUUCCAUGUUUAUGCAGGGUGAUACAUCUAUAAUAUCAGCUGUCUAUGGACCGGUUGAAGCGAAGGUGCAGAAAAUGCUGUAUGAUAAAGCUCAUGUUGAAGUGACAUACAAUGCAGCAAAAGGACCGCCAAGUGUGAAUGGUAGAGUGAUGGAGAAGUAUAUAAAGGACAGUUGUGAAUCUGCAAUUAUGACAACUUUACAUCCUGGGGCAUCAGUUUCAAUAAAUGUACAGGAGCUUCAGGAUUCAGGAGGGAUCUUAGCCUGCGCUUUAAAUGCUUCUUGUCUUGCAUUGAUUAACGCCAGUGUAUCCAUGAAGUACACUGUUGCUGCUGUACACUGCAUGAUUGAUAAAGAUUCUGACCAGAUAAUUGUCGAUCCUGACAAUGUUCAAAUUCAGAACUCACGAGCUUCGUUCACUUAUGCUUUUGAUAGUGUCAGAAAGGACGUUAUCUGUUGCCACACAACUGGUACUUUCUUGGAGAAAGAUUUAAUUGCAACUAAAAAGUGUUGUAAAAAUGCAUGUCAAUAUAUUUUUGAUUUCUACAGAGAAAUUGUAAAAAAAUAUGCAAACAUUAUUUAAAUGGAGUUUGAAUUUUUUCCAUAAAUAUUAUAUGCACUCUUAUUAAUCUAGCUUCUAAAGUAAACUUCACAACAUUUCAAUUAAAAUUCUAGUAAUUUACAGAAUAAGAAAAUUUGUUCGUUUUUUUAGAAAAUGUAUCAUUCACAAAACUUUUUACCAUUAAGACAAUCUUAUUACCAUGUGCGAGUAAAUCGUUCUAUAUGUUGUAAUAUUGAUAUUCCAAUAAAAUAAAUAAUAUUAAUUA